Gongylonema pulchrum is the source of this 483-nucleotide messenger RNA. Lineage: Eukaryota; Metazoa; Nematoda; Chromadorea; Rhabditida; Gongylonematidae. The record is from the annotation of a GenBank genome assembly.
AUGGGACAGUUGUUGUUCGUGGAAAGCUUCAACAGCGCCUCUCAAAUAAGAAUGGAGCUGAUUGAUGGCGAUUUGUAUUCUGUUGGGAGUAUUACUUAUGGAUUCGCAAACAGUGUCAACAGUGAGUAUCUGAAAUUUUUUGACAUAGACCCAGGAACAGGCGUUAUCACAGCAAUUUCCGCUCUAGACAGGGAAAUUCACGACUACUAUGAAUUACCUGUGAUGGCUGUUGAUGCUGCUGGACAUACUGCCAAAGCAAAAGCAGUAAUCGAUGUGGUGGACGUGAAUGAUAAUGCACCAUUAUUUGAACAGAAUGCACUGCAUUUGCGAAUUGCUGAGGAUGAAGCACCGGGAAAGGAACUUCUUAAGCUAAAAGCAUACGGGGGCGAUGCUAACGAAACUAUUACUUACACGCUCCAAGCAUCUACUGAUAUCCUCAAGUAUCUGAAUAUUGACAGUGGAAGUGGUGAGUGGCAUUCCUGA